Messenger RNA from Hibiscus syriacus, 1142 nucleotides. RefSeq names its product zinc finger CCCH domain-containing protein 49-like. Gene Ontology annotation, molecular function: metal ion binding. The record is from RefSeq and is a predicted model, not a curated record. The transcript has a single exon. Bases 1 to 1107 code for a protein of 368 amino acids. Lineage: Eukaryota; Viridiplantae; Streptophyta; Magnoliopsida; Malvales; Malvaceae.
AUGCUCGGAGAAAAUCGUCAUCCCAAUACUACGGUCCCCAUUCCACGUUGGCCUGACCUUGAUGAUUAUCGAACGGCUGAUGUUCACUCGGCUGUCAAGUACAAUGCGUCCUGCAACCACAUCAACGAUAAUAGUAAUCCGUUUUACUCGCAGGAAGCGCUACGAGAGUUAGAACGUUACGUGCCACCAAACGAACCGGAUGCCGAGUCGGAUUCUGAGCUUUUGGGACUGCGGAGUAGCCCGGAUUCUCCGGUUGACGCUUUUUCUUGUGAUCAUUUCCGGAUGUUUGAGUUCAAAGUAUUGAGGUGUUCACGUGGCCGUGCACACGACUGGACUGAGUGUCCGUACGCUCACCCGGGCGAGAAAGCUCGCCGGAGGGAUCCGAGGAGGUACAAUUACUCGGGUACGGUUUGUCCUGGGUUUAGGAAAGGGAACUGUCGCAAAGGAGAUGCUUGCGAGUUCGCUCAUGGGGUUUUCGAGUCCUGGCUCCACCCGGCUCAUUACCGGACUCAGCCAUGCAAAGACGGGGCGGGUUGUAGGCGUAGGGUUUGUUUCUUUGCUCAUACUCCGGACCAGCUAAGGGUCGUCAUCUCCGUGGAUUCGUAUGACGGUUCACCUUCUAGUGCUAAAACGACUAGUUUUUGGUCUUCCCCUGGUUCCAGUUCUCCUCCGAUGAGUCCCCGAGCCGAGCCUUCGCCCCCUUUUUCUCCAAUGGCUCGGUCACUUAGUCGGUCUCUGGGUUCAGCUUCUAUUAAUGAGAUGGUGGCUUCUACGAGGAACUUGCAUCUUGGAAAGGUCAAGUCCUUGCUUUCUUCCUCGAACGUACAAGUAGGCUGUUGCUCUCCGAGAGGAGCAGCGAUCCGACCCAGUUUCUGUAGCCUGCCUAGUACUCCGACCCAAAAGUUGACCCGUCAUGGGGUUAGGUAUUUGGAUUUGUGGGAUAAAGUGUGCGAAGAAGAGCCACAUAUGGAAAGAGUCGAAUCCGGGAGGGAUUUACGUGCAAAUAUGUUUGAGAAACUGAGUAAAGAGAACCCGCUAGAAAGCCUUAACCCGAGUCAGUCUUCUGGAGGUCUGAACGUGGAUUGGGUUUCGGACCUGGUGAACUAAAAGAAAAACUGGAAGCGGGAGCUAGCUCGAUCGAA